CUCAUUUUUCAUCAUGCAGCAUGAUAAUUCAUUUUAUAUCAGACAAGUCUAUGGCCUACGGUGAGAAGGUCAUCUUUGUCGCUAUGGAUCAGUAUAUUUUGUCAAAGACAGAUGCUUUUUUUCUUGUAAUGACAGCUGUUAUGCUGCGUAAAAAGAAAAAAAAUAGAACAAGGCGAUGGUCAAAAGAGUGGUACUUGUUAAGGCACCGAUUUACGCACGAACAUUUACAAAGAGCGCUUGUUGAUACAGAACCAGAUGAUUUUAAAAACUUUCUAAGAAUGGAUGAAGCAACGUACGAGUAUUUGCUAUAUUUAAUAAGACCUAGAAUUGAGAAGCAGGAUACUGUAAUGCGACAGGCAAUACCUGUAAAUCAAAGACUAAGUGUGACACUUAGAUAUCUAGUAUCAGGUAUGGAUCUAGAGGAUUUAAAAUUUACUUGUGCUAUAGCUCCGUGCACACUCGGAGGUAUUAUAAUUGAAACUUGUGAAGCGAUUAUAGCAGCAUUGAAAGAAAACAUCCAGGUUCCCAGAUCAUCGGAAGAGUGGUGCAGAGUUGCCGAAGGAUUCCAAAAUCGAUGGAAUUUCCCUCAUUGUAUAGGCAGUGUUGAUGGCAAACAUAUAAAUAUUCAGAAGCCAGCUAAUUCAGGAUCAUACUAUUAUAACUAUAAGCAAUCCUAUAGCAUUGUCCUUAUGUCUAUAGUAAACUCUAGCUAUGAAUUUAUGAUGGUUGAUGUUGGAGCAAAUGGUAAAGUGUCAGAUGGAGGCGUUUUAAAAAAUACAGAAUUCUGGGACAGGUUUUCAUCAAAUCAACUAAAUAUCCCACAACCCUCAGAAUUACCAUCAACAAACCAAACGUUACCCUACGUCCUCAUUGGCGACGAAGCAUUUCAGCUCACCUCAAAUUUCAUGAAACCAUAUAAUCAAGCUGUUUUAACAGACGAGCGCAGAAUCUUCAAUUAUAGAUUAUCUCGAGCACGGAUGGUUGUUGAAAAUACAUUCGGGAUUCUAACAACGAGAUUUAAAAUAUUUAAACGAAAUAUUACCCUGCCUCCACAAAAAAUGAGAAAAAUUGUACUGGCUUGCUGUCAUUUGCAUAACUUUUUAUCAAAGAGAAGAAUAAAUUAUAUUAGACGUGACGAUGUAGACUUCGAGGAUACACAAACCGGAACAAUAAUUCCGGGGUCUUGAAGAGCAGAUACGGUAACAACCUUGCCUUUACAAAAUUAUAGAGGGAACUCAGCAGUGGAAGCAAAAAGAAUUCGCGACAUUUUUUGUGAAUA
Molecule: messenger RNA, 1279 nt
Organism: Aricia agestis (brown argus)
Lineage: Eukaryota; Metazoa; Arthropoda; Insecta; Lepidoptera; Lycaenidae
Product: putative nuclease HARBI1
Exons: 2
Coding region: 21-1187 (388 amino acids)
Source: RefSeq, a predicted model, not a curated record